AUGGCGGAAAGUGAGGAUCAAACGCCUCACAACGACAUUCCCGUCCGUGCACUGGCGAAUGUUACGGGGCUAGACCUAGGGCCAGCGCUCGACUUCGAUGGUGUGAGUCUGGAAAACCGGGUGGAUGUGGCGUCGGAGAUCACCAAGUGCCUAUCCAAGUCAAUGCAGGCGAUAGGCCUCGGCAAGGUUCGUACUCUCGACCUAUGGUGGGAAUUGCAUGAGGACUGUCCCGCACUCAUCAUCGUGGACAUGCACUACCUGGCCAUUCCAGCGUCGUCGUCGGCCGUGGAGCGGCUGUUCUCACAGACGGGGCAGAUCAAGUCCAGGCUGCGAAACCGGAUGCAGCCUCAGACCCUGGACCAACUCAUUUUCACACGCGUCAAUUGGGAGGGUAGCCUUUAG
Nannochloropsis gaditana CCMP526 is the source of this 402-nucleotide messenger RNA. Its product is annotated as zinc finger bed domain-containing 1-like protein. The transcript has a single exon. Bases 1 to 402 code for a protein of 133 amino acids. Gene Ontology annotation, molecular function: protein dimerization activity. The record is from RefSeq and is a predicted model, not a curated record.